GUCUCGUGGAAGUGAACGAAGGCUGAGAAGUCUCACAGCUCAGACAGCUGUUUCAACAUGUAUGUUUUAAAAAGAGAUUAUCUUUUAAACGCAGGUCAAGAUGAAGAGUCUGGUCGGGUAUUGCUCGCUCAUGUCGAUGUUUCUUUUGGGCUGCAGUGGACAGGCUGAGGUAAUACAAACUACAUGUCUAACCUCAGGCACAGACUGCACACAGAUUAAGGUUCUCUUACCACAAGCAUCCAGUGGGGUUUAUUGGAUCCAGCCUUGUAAAGCCAAGCCCCCGUUCAAGGUGUUCUGUGAAAUGCGGCAAGAUGGCGGCUGGACGGUGCUUCAGCGGCGCAGUGGAGGAGCGGUUUCCUUCGACAGGAAAUGGGCAGCAUAUAAAAUGGGUUUUGGAAACUACUCUGAGGACUACUGGCUGGGUCUGAAGAUGGUUUCCUCUCUGACCAAGACCAAGACGUGGACCCUGAGGGUCGAUCUGUGGGACCACAACGAUGCCACUGCUUUCGCCGAGUACAAAAACUUCAGGUUGGGUGGUGAUAGAGAAGCUUUCAAACUGCAUGUCGGGGAAUACAGAGGAGAUGCAGGUGAUGCCAUCCGUGGUGCCUAUUCAGGCAUUGACCAGAACGGCUUCGGCUUCAGCACCACCGACCGAGACAACGACGGCUGCCAUCCGUGCAUCUUUGGUGACAUUUCUCAAAGGGCUUGUACCUUUUCAGACACAGGCGGUUGGUGGUACAGCAGCUGUGGCUCUGCCAGCCUGAACGGAGAAUGGCAUCCUGAUGGUGACCACAUUGGGUGGGCGUCAGGCCUCCACUGGAGAACCUGGAAAGGUCAUGCGUCGUACUCCAUGAAGGCCACCAGAAUGAUGAUCAAGUCUGUGUGA
Messenger RNA from Cyclopterus lumpus (lumpfish), 886 nucleotides. Its product is annotated as fibrinogen-like protein 1. Gene Ontology annotation, molecular function: receptor tyrosine kinase binding. Gene Ontology annotation, biological process: Tie signaling pathway; angiogenesis. The transcript is spliced from 5 exons. The coding region runs from base 101 to 886 and encodes 261 amino acids. NCBI's taxonomy places the organism in Eukaryota, Metazoa, Chordata, Actinopteri, Perciformes, Cyclopteridae. The record is from RefSeq and is a predicted model, not a curated record.